AUGGAAAGGUUUUUUUUCACUGAAAAUGCUAUUAAUCUGGUGGAGGCAGUAAAAGGUGUUGCUCGAUGUAUAUCAGGUAAAGGUAAUGGAACAUGUUAUAGAGUAGGACCCACUUGUGUAGCUAGCAAUUAUCAUGUGGCACAACUUGUUCUCAAUCCUCCUCGACAUAGAAUUCCUAUGUUUAUCGAUGAAUUUAAUAUUGAAUCAUCAUUCGAUAUCAUCAAAUCUUAUUAUACUGAUGAAGGUUCUCAAUGGAAGAAAUUUUAUCCAACAGUAUCAAAAUAUGAAUAUAAUGGUACAGAUAAUUCUGAAGCCUUUAACAAACAUAUCAGAAUGGAUCCUCUUCUCGGUGUUCAAAAUGAUUUUGAUUAUCCAGAUUAUUGUGUUGUCUCAUUGAUGCAUCAUCUUGAAUCUCAUGUUUUAUUUGUUCCAUCAAUGCGUGUUGGUCAAAUUGGUCAAGCAAUAGCAACUAUCAGUUUUCCAGGUUUAGAAGGAAUGCGACAAGAAGAUAUAUCUCCCACUCGAUAUCGGAAUUCUUUAACAACUGUAUUUCCGAUUGUGGAAAAUCUCAUGGAUGGUUUUGGUAAACGUACAGUUAGUUAUGGUCGAAUUCUUGCUCCAUUUAAAUUAGAUGAUAAUCAUCAAUUAUGGAUUGAAGAUUCUAAAAAAAAUUUUACUAUUGAAAAUCAAUGUAUUUUAUCAAAUGAAUGUCUUUUAAAUGGAUCAUCUGGAGGACCCGUUCUGUUGGAUGGUUUCAAAAUAAGUUCAACAAUCGAUCGAAAUGGAAAUCAAUGGACUUUUGUUGAAUAUUCAGCUAUUCAUUUUGGUGGUGAAUAUAUUCCAUGUCGUGAAUGUUUAUCAGCUAAUCCGAUCAAACGUGAAUUUUAUACAAAUCUAAAUGAUUUAGUCGAAUUACCUCAUUGCUCAACAUGUCGAAAUGAUCCAAAUGAACGACAACCAAUUGUGUACAAUUUUGCUUUGACAGUUCAUCAUCCAUCAAUUGUCGAAUCUUAUCGCAUGUUGACAAAGAAUUUACUUGAAACGUUUGACAUUGAUCAACUAAAAAUGUUCAAAGAUUAUUUUGAUCAUUAUCAAAUCAAUCUUGAUUGA
This is a messenger RNA of Rotaria sp. Silwood1, 1110 nucleotides long. The record is from the annotation of a GenBank genome assembly. Lineage: Eukaryota; Metazoa; Rotifera; Eurotatoria; Philodinida; Philodinidae.